CGGAUAUAACCGAAUUGGAUUACUAGCAUCUCUCUGCGAAGGCUUUGGAUCUGUUGAUGAGAAAAAGAGAGAUGGAGAUGGAUCGAGCUUGGUCGAAGAUGAUGAUGUUGAUGAUCAUGAUGCUCACAUCGACGAUCUCAGCGAAAGAGCAGCUGAGCACUAAAGAGUGCGAGGAUCUAGGAUUCACCGGUCUUGCUCUCUGCUCUGAUUGCCACUCACUCUCUGAAUACGUCAAGGACCAAGAGUUGGUAUCUGACUGCAUGAAAUGUUGCGCUGAUGAUUCUGAGGAUUCCAUGAGUAAGAUUACUUAUUCAGGCGCUAUAUUGGAAGUGUGCAUGAGAAAGCUGGUUUUCUAUCCCGAGAUUGUUGGUUUUAUUGAAGAAGAGAAACAAAACUUCCCUACCCUUAAAGUUGAGUACAUUUUCAACUCACCACCCAAGUUGAUCAUGCUCGAUGGAGAUGAUGAACGUAAGGAAACAAUCAGAAUCGACAACUGGAAACGCGAGCAUCUACUCCAGUAUAUGCGGGAGAAGGUCAAGCCUACUUCAUCAAGUUAGUCUAAUCACUAUGUACGACUGAAUUACCUAUUCCAAAGCAGCAGGCAGCAUUGUGAUCUAAUGGUUAAAUAACACAUUGUGAUCGACUUGUCUUUAAGCUUUGGUCCCUCGGCAUCAGUAGUCUGUAUGUUCUGAAACUUUGCAAUCUCGGUGUUAAUGUCUUCUAUUCUAUCCAAUGUUCUUAUAAAAUGGCAACUUUUGUACUUGGCCUUUUGGCAUAAUAACAAGCAAAAUUCAUCACA
Molecule: messenger RNA, 799 nt
Organism: Raphanus sativus (radish)
Lineage: Eukaryota; Viridiplantae; Streptophyta; Magnoliopsida; Brassicales; Brassicaceae
Exons: 4
Coding region: 57-557 (166 amino acids)
Cellular component (GO): endoplasmic reticulum lumen
Molecular function (GO): oxidoreductase activity
Source: RefSeq, a predicted model, not a curated record